Molecule: messenger RNA, 504 nt
Organism: Trypanosoma theileri
Lineage: Eukaryota; Euglenozoa; Kinetoplastea; Trypanosomatida; Trypanosomatidae
Product: eukaryotic initiation factor 5a
Exons: 1
Coding region: 1-504 (167 amino acids)
Biological process (GO): positive regulation of translational termination; positive regulation of translational elongation
Molecular function (GO): translation elongation factor activity; ribosome binding; RNA binding
Source: RefSeq, a predicted model, not a curated record
AUGUCUGACGACGAGGGACACUUCGCACCUCAGGGUGGUGAACAGACCGGAUCCCUGACCUAUCCUAUGCAGGCCGGUGCUCUUAAGAAGGGAGGUUAUAUUUGUAUCAACGGACGUCCAUGCAAGGUAAUCGACCUUUCUGUGUCGAAAACAGGUAAACAUGGACAUGCUAAGGUCAGUAUUGUUGCCACUGAUAUUUUCACUGGCAAUAAGAUGGAAGAUCAGGCUCCCAGUACUCAUAAUGUUGAGGUUCCGUUCGUGAAGACUGCAACUUACAGCAUUCUGGAUAUUCAGGAGGACCGUGAAGACCCCAGCAAGCCAGCGCACCUUUCCCUUAUGGAUGAUGAAGGUGAGACUCGUGACAACCUUGACAUGCCCCCAAAUGCCGAAUUGGCGGCCCAAAUCAAGGAGCAGUUUGAAGCAGGCAAAGAUGUAUUGGUCAUUGUUGUUUCAGCUAUGGGCAUUGACCAAAUUCUCAGUUUCAAAAAUGCUGUUGAGCGAUAA